Messenger RNA from Vicia faba (fava bean), 372 nucleotides. The record is from the annotation of a GenBank genome assembly. NCBI's taxonomy places the organism in Eukaryota, Viridiplantae, Streptophyta, Magnoliopsida, Fabales, Fabaceae.
AUGAAGAAUAUUGUGGAAGAUGACGAGGAAUUGUGGGAAACGUUGAUGUUGAUUCUUGAAGGAUAUUGCAGAGAGAAUGGUGUUGGUGAUGAAGAUCAAGAAAGAGUCGAUAAAGGUGAUAAAGUUAAUGAAGGCUGCAAAAUAUUGAUGGAGAUUGAAGUAGAUCAGUUGAAGGAGGGAGAGAAGAGAGGAGAUGAAGAUUCAAUCCAAAUGAAGGUGGGUUCUCUAACUGAUUUUUUGUUUUUGUUGAAUUCUGUUGAGAUGCGGUUAAGAGGGAGAAGAAAGUUGCAUGGAGAAAAUUGGAGAUUGAGAAGGAAGGUUGAAGAUGAUGUGGAAGGUGGAAACUUUCGAGAGAAUCAGGUUGAAAAGUGA